AUGCCACCCGCUAGGCUUACGAGGACGGGGAGCUCUGGGCAGAUUAUUGAUCUGGAUUUUACUCUCCGUCGUCAAUUCAACAAGAAGAGCUUCAGACCCCCUCAACGAGAGAUCAUCGAGGCGACCCUCCAGGGCAAAGAUGUCUACGUUCAGGCGGCGACCUCUUUUGGGAAGAGCUUGUGCUUCCAGCUCCCAGCCGUGAUCGACUCAGGCAUCACCAUCGUCGUAUCGCCGCUUCUCAGCUUGAUGAUGAACCAAGUCGAGGCUCUCAAGAAAGCUGGCAUCAAUGCGAGGACCCUCAACUCCAAUACGCCAUUAUCAGAGCGGGACGCCAUCCACAGCGACCUCGGGACAGGUCACCCCCGGACUCGUCUGCUCUACGUCACUCCUGAGCUCUGCUCGACCGACCGCUUCCGUCAGCGUUUGCAGCUCGUCUACGAACAGCGCGAACUCGCACGCAUCGCUAUCGAUGAGGCGCACUGCAUUUCAGAAUGGGGCCAUGACUUCCGAAAGGACUUCAAGCGCCUCUCCUGGUUCAGGCAGACCUUUCCGGAUGUGCCUAUAAUGUGCCUCACAGCCACGGCCAACGAGCAAAUCCGGAACGAUGUCUUGACUACGAUGGGUCUUGACAGGAGUUCUCCCAGCCUCAAACUUUUUACCAUGACGGCUCAUCGACCUAAUCUCCACCUCGAGGUUAGGUAUACGCAAGAUCAAGACGAUAACCGUCUAUCCAACUUUUUAAGCUGGCUUAACAGAGUCUACGAAAGACGAAGAGCCCCGGAUAGAAAACCCGAGCUCGACGCCGUCGGCGAGAGGGUCGAAAGCGUCCCGGGCAUAAUCUAUACCAUGUCUCGCGAUGAAUGCGAGUCUCUCUCCGCCCAACUCCGGGAAGCCGGGAUCGGAGCUAAGCCAUUCCACGCAAGGCUACCUCCCGACGUAAAAGAGACCACCCUCCGUCGCUGGAUCGCCAACGAAGAAGGCUACGAUAUCAUCGUCGCCACGACAGCCUUCGGCAUGGGCAUCGACAAAGACAAUGUCCGCUUCGUAGUCCACUGGCGGCUCCCAAAAUCCUUCGAAGGCUACUACCAGGAAGUUGGCCGCGCCGGGCGGGAUGGAAAUGCCAGCUUCUGCUUCCUGUACUAUAGCCGAGAGGAUUUAGAGCGGGUCCAGCGCAUGCUCCGGUCCGAUAGCAAGGAUAGUAAUUCGGCAAACUUUGAGGCGCGGAUGAGGAGCCUGCAGGCGCUGGCACUGUACGCUGAGAAUACGUCCGAAUGUCGGCAUGUGCAGAUAUGUAAGUAUUUUGGGGAGUCUACGGUGCCGUAUUGCGAUUUUGCUUGUGAUUGGCAUAAGGAUCCUAAGGGGCUUAGGGUGAGGCUUGAGAAGGGCCUUGCCACUGAGGAAUGGGUGAGUACGCAGGCGGAAUACUUGGGAACGGAAGGGUAUUAUGACGAUUGA
Molecule: messenger RNA, 1455 nt
Organism: Scedosporium apiospermum
Lineage: Eukaryota; Fungi; Ascomycota; Sordariomycetes; Microascales; Microascaceae
Product: RecQ family ATP-dependent DNA helicase
Exons: 4
Coding region: 1-1455 (484 amino acids)
Biological process (GO): double-strand break repair via homologous recombination
Cellular component (GO): cytoplasm; chromosome
Molecular function (GO): ATP binding; 3'-5' DNA helicase activity; four-way junction helicase activity
Source: RefSeq, a predicted model, not a curated record